Molecule: messenger RNA, 1304 nt
Organism: Nyctereutes procyonoides (raccoon dog)
Lineage: Eukaryota; Metazoa; Chordata; Mammalia; Carnivora; Canidae
Gene: S100B
Product: S100 calcium binding protein B
Exons: 3
Coding region: 109-426 (105 amino acids)
Biological process (GO): positive regulation of canonical NF-kappaB signal transduction; positive regulation of cell population proliferation
Cellular component (GO): nucleus; cytoplasm
Molecular function (GO): RAGE receptor binding; zinc ion binding; calcium ion binding
Source: RefSeq, a predicted model, not a curated record
CCCCCACCCCCAUUGGCUGCCCGGGCCUGCAGCGGCCGCGCCCCAGCGCCCAGACGGGAUAAGACGGCGCCCCCACCGCCGGCCACUCUGGACGCCGCAGCCGGACAGAUGGACGCAGGGACGACGGCAGCCGUGGAGCCGCUGACGAUGUCGCAGCUGGAGAAGGCGGCGCUGGCCUUGCUCGACGUGUUCCAGCAGUACUCGGUGCGGGCAGGCGGCGGGCGCAGGCUGAGGAAGGCCGACGUCAAGGAGCUCAUCGGCAGCGAGCUCGCCCACUUCCUGGAGGAGAUCAAGGAGCAGGAGGUCGUGGACAAGGUCAUGGAGACGCUGGACAGUGACGGAGACGGCGAGUGUGACUUCCAGGAGUUUGUGGCCUUUGUGGCUAUGGUCACCUCCGCCUGCCAUGAGUUCUUUGAGCACGAGUGAGGCGAGGCCGCGCAGGAAGCGGAGCGGGGCCGAGCCCCCGGCGCCAUGUAGCUGAUUAGGAAGCUUGACGUGCUUUGUCGAGGAGAUGCCGACCCCCUUUCCCGGGGCUGACCUCGGGGCCCCCAUCCUCCGCUGAUGGUCCGUGCGACGCGGUCACGAUCCUCAGGAGGGCGUGUGCUCCGCCCGCGGUCAGGGCCACACCCCCCCAACAAUGCAGCUGCCGGGACCCCAAGGAUGGCUCUGGACGCCCGUGGGUCCUUGUCCAAAGUACCAAGUUAGAGACGCAGCUCCGCCCUGCAUCCUGUGAGAAGCCUGCCUUUUCCUAAAAUGGGUUCAUUAUCCGUGCGAAGGAAACCCAGGGUCGGGAGGUGGCCUGACAUGUCUGACGCCAGGCGGCCGUGGGAGCUCAGCAAACAGGGCUACAGCACGGGGGGUGGGGGGUCUCCUGGCCGUCGGGGCCGACACCACAUUCUAACCACCUUCAGCGGGUCUCCUGUGCCCCAGGUCACACGUUGGUGCCCUGAGGCAGGAGCGUGGCUCCCAGCAGGGCGUCCACGCCUCUCGGCACACAGGUGUUCUGCAAACAGCCUCUCUGGCCUCCCCUCCUGUCUGGGAAGCGCGGGGGUCGUUCCUCACUCACUUGUGCCGAGACAGGGUCUGCCCCGCAGCGGUCGGUGGAGCCCGAGCACGUGGGAAGCUGGACGUCACACGUGGGUACCCACGAAUCCAAACGCUCAAGUAUUAAGUCACUUCCGGGAAAGUUCAGAUUAACCUUUUCUGCCCCUUUCCCCGCUGCUUCUUUACGUGCACAGACCUGGAAACCCAUAAGCCAAUUGAUAGCUUGUAUUUGCAUCGAAUAAAGAGAGUAUUGUAACGGG